ACACUCAAAGGAAACACAAGGUAAAACUUCUAUGGCGCGAGAGCACACGGAUCGAUGACGUGGCAUCAAAAUUUCACCAUCCCGCGCAAACCCGGACUUCAAUUUUUUUCCUUUUCAACAUUUUUGGGUGCCCUUAUUAUCCCUCGCGCUCACAACCAAAAAACGCAUCCAUUUCUUCAACAAUACCAAACACUCUCCAAAAACCCUCACACCUCUCUCUCGCCGUUUCUCUCCCCAACCGCCAUGCCUAAGGCUAGCACCGUCGCCAAACCCGCCGAUAGCCGGUUGAAGCGAAAGGGCGCUGGAACCGGUACAAAGCAGUCGAAGAAGGCUUCCAAGGAUCCUAACAGACCGAAGAGGCCUCCAAGUGCUUUCUUCGUUUUCAUGUCUGAAUUCAGAGAGACUUUUAAGAAGGAGAAUCCUAACAACAAAUCCGUUGCUGUGGUUGGCAAAGCUGGUGGCAAAGAAUGGAAAUCGUUGUCAACUGCUGAUAAGGCUCCUUACGUUGAGAGGGCAGAAAAGUUGAAAGAGGAGUAUGAGAAGACUCUUCGUGCUUACAAUAUUGGAUUGGCUGAGGGGAAAACUCCUUCAGAGGAAGAAGGAUCCGACAAGUCAAAGUCUGAAGUCAACGAUGACGAUGAAGAUGAUGAUGAAGAUGACGAGUAAAGUUGCUGGAGACCAAAGAAUAAGCUUAGGAGUAACUGCAAUAGAAUCUUUUUUACUUAAUAGGUUCGCAUUGAUUAGGGAGAUGCUCUCGGUCAACAGCUGUUGUGUGAUAAAUAGUUUUUCAGUGCUUAGGGCUAUUAGAUUACAAUCUUUAUUUUAGAUUCAGCCGACAUGAUGUGUACUUAAAUCCCAUAUCUAUUAAUACAGACUCCGUUUUAAAUGGUACUUUAAUCUCAUGAACAGCGUUGUAUGUUGGAUAAUUUAAUUUGUUUUAUUGUUGAGACAUUGUUCUUGUUUCAA
Cicer arietinum (chickpea) is the source of this 966-nucleotide messenger RNA. Its product is annotated as high mobility group B protein 2-like. The record is from RefSeq and is a predicted model, not a curated record. Lineage: Eukaryota; Viridiplantae; Streptophyta; Magnoliopsida; Fabales; Fabaceae.